ACGUCAGAUAAUUGAUUUUAUAAUGGAAUAUACGAAAGGAUUUCAAUGUGCAGAUUGUGAAAAUUAUUAUCUUUCAGAAUAUUUUGAUUGUACUGAUAAUUCAGAUGAAGAUUCCGAUGAGAAUUAUUUUAUAUAUAACAAUGCAUACCAAUAUGAUGAAUAUUGUUAUGACAAUGGCAUGGAUUAUUAUUAUGAGAAUAAUCACGAUCCACUUGAUGAAGCAGACGAAGCCACAGAUUCUGACGAUUCAUGCUAUGAAGACGACAGUGAUGCUUCAGGAGAUUCUGAUUCAUACUGUGGUAUGGAUUUCGAUUAUGAGAAGAACUAUAAUAAUAUACUACUUAAAACAAAUCCAUACUUCGAAGAAUAUAACGAUUCUACAGAUGAUUCAGAAUUCUAUAAUUAUUCUGUAGAUGAUUCAGAUUUCUAUAAUGAUGAUUCUGUAGAUGAUUCGGAGUCAUACGACGAGGAAAGCUACGAUACUGAUGAAGAUUCAGAUUCUUGCUUUGUCGAUGACUUCGAUUCUGCAGAUGCUUUGAAUAAGCACGAUCUUUAUGAAAAUUUGGAAUUAUUUUAUAGAAGCAAUUUAUAUGUUUUGAAAGUGAUUACAUCAAAUGAAUAUUCAGUGUUGCUGCUUUUUUAUGAAAGGCUUCUGGAAGAUCUGAGACAGAAAUUUUUUGUCAGUUCCUUUGAUAUGAAAAGCUCCAUAGGACUUCUGAUCGAUUGUUAUAGUCUUGUAAAUUGCGGUCAGUUGCCAAUUGAAAUAGACUUCAAUUCCAUGAAAUAUUGUCUUGGGUAUUUGUAUCGGUAUGGAGCUUGUCAUACGGCACUUGUUUUGGAAGCUAUAUCUACCAUGCUUGAAUCUUCUAGUGUAUUAUUGCCUUUGUUAAACAAGAAGAAACUAAACGUCAUGUUUUUAGGUGGUGGUCCAGGAUAUGGCUUCUUUGGAUUUUUAAUUGCGUUACAUGAACAUCAUAAUUUGUUGCAUAUCGAUGCGACAAUUGUAGAUAAGAUGUCUGGUUGGGAAAUCAUUUUCAUGGAAACUGUUAAGAGACUACAACGAGGAGAUUUCGAUCAAGCUUGUCCUGUCUUUCAAAACGUAAACGUGACACCAUCUUUCAUAUCGGCAAAUCUUAAUGAAAUUGGGGCCUAUUUUGGAAAGAUGGAGAUUAAAAUGAUUGAAACUGAUUUAGUAUUCCUUGUCAAAACUUUGUCCCACAUUCCAGAUGCAGAAAAACUUGAUGUGUUGCAGAACAUUGUCUUCUUCUUGAAACCUGGUGCCCUUCUGGUCUACAUCGACUUCCCUUUUCCCCACAAAACAUUCGCAUCUUUGCGAUGUUUGAGGCUUGUUUAUGAGUCAAGUAAAAUAUGGUAUGACUUCUGCUUAAAGUCAGUUCAAUUUGGAUAUCCUAGUAUCUCAAAAUGUAGAGCCGAAGUAAAAGUCUUUGAACGAUUGUGAUAUCGAGUUAUUUUACAUGUUGAUAAAGAGUUUUCUAAAUGUGUUGAAAACAAGCUUUCUCUAGAAAUAUUUUUUGAAAGAAUUGUUUUUAUCUGCAAGAAAUUUUAAAUUUCA
Messenger RNA from Argiope bruennichi, 1573 nucleotides. RefSeq lists its product as uncharacterized. The coding region runs from base 23 to 1459 and encodes 478 amino acids. NCBI's taxonomy places the organism in Eukaryota, Metazoa, Arthropoda, Arachnida, Araneae, Araneidae. The record is from RefSeq and is a predicted model, not a curated record. The transcript is spliced from 2 exons.